Molecule: messenger RNA, 2567 nt
Organism: Owenia fusiformis
Lineage: Eukaryota; Metazoa; Annelida; Polychaeta; Sabellida; Oweniidae
Source: the annotation of a GenBank genome assembly
GAUAUCUCCUCGAUUCCGCGAUAUACCAUGGUACAUGGAAACAAAAGGGUUUGUACCAGUAUUUAUUGAACAGCUCUAGUACACACAAUUACACAACCUACUGGACAGAUUCAUCGCAGCAAUUUUUCAUGAAUAAUCAACAAUCUUUGAAGCUCAAUCAUUCAUGCGAAGGAUAUGGAAAGUAUUAACACUAAAAUGACUGACAGACAACAACAUAUGAAUAACACAGAAAAAGAUACAAAAAAAUUAAAGAGUAAGAAUAAGACAAAGAAAGAACUGGCUGAAGAUUUUGCAUCCAAUACAUCUGCUCAUGGAUUUGCACAUUUAGUAACCUCAAAAUAUGGGGUUUUACAUGUGCUUUGGGUCAUAUGUAUCAUAGCAUCGGGAACAGGAAUGCUGUAUGGAAUAUUUUCAAGUUUUGUCAUUUAUUUAAACUUUCCUACCAAUGAAAUUGUAUCAAAGUACACCACAAAACAAGACUUUCCGGCUGUAACACUGUGCAAUGUAAGCCCUGUGUCUGCCUACAAAGCAAAAUUAAAAAACAGAGUGAAUUUACAAAGUUUUAUAGAGUAUGCUCAGUUUCUAAUGAAGUAUGAUACAUUAAAAACCAUUCCAGGUUUUGAAGAAUUCGAGGAAAGAUUCAAAAGUUCGGAAAGUAUCAUGACAAAUGUGAACUUUGGAUAUUGGUCUCUACAAAGUCAUAAUUGGACUGAUAUUAUCCUUAGUUGCAAAAUUAACUCUAAACCAUGUCCUCGUGAUAAUGACUUCUUUAAGCACAUUAUGAAUCCUUCAUUUGGUAUAUGUGUCACUAUAAAUGGGAACCAAUCUGCCGAAAAAAUCAAAAUUUCAACAUCAGGGCCGACACGUGGUCUUAGUAUGUUAGUUUUCUUGGACACUUAUCGAGAAGGAGUAGAUAAUGUUAUGUAUGACACAGAAUCUGUGAUACAGGGGGGUUCUGGUUUAUAUGUCCAGGUUCACCCCCCUGAGAUUCAGCCUGACCCCGUUACUAAAGGAGUGCAGAUAAUGCCUGGGCAGUCUACAAGUAUAAGGAUCAAGACACAUGUGAACAAAUAUCUAACAUAUCCCCAUGGUAACUGUACCAAACCUUUCUUUAUAGAUGACAUAGGAUAUGCCCAUUCUGAGACAUUGUGCAUGGGGAUUUGCAAACAGGCACUAACUCGAGAGAAAUGUGGCUGCACAUCAUUGGGAGAGCCCCAUGACUCUAAACCAUAUACAUUAGGACUAAAAAUGACAGGAAAUCUUAGCUAUUGUGGUAGGUUUGAUAUAGAAAAUGCACUGUCUCCUCAUCCUAAUAUCACAGAAUUGGAUCAACUGUUCGAAACACUGAGAUGCCAGCAAAAUAUAAAUUUAAAUUUCUACUCGGAAAAUGACAAGAAAUCGUGUGCUUGUUUCCCACCCUGUAUGGACACUACAUAUGAAAUCACAACAUCUGCAAGUGCCUGGCCAGAAGAAAUGUACAUGAAAGCUAUUUACGAUCACUACAUAAACAAUCGUCCUGAUCGCGAUGACCUCACUGCCUACAACUCAAUGAAACACUUAAACAUCUCAAGUGAAGUUUGGAAACGUCACAUGAAAAAGAACAUCCUGCGGCUUAACAUCUACUUCAAGGAUUUAGAGAUCAUAUUAACAGAACAAGACGAGAGUUUCACAUUUACAGAGAUGCUGUCAUCAAUUGGUGGUUUCUUUGGAUUCUAUAUGGGGAUAUCAGUCCUUACAGCUGGGCGGCCAAACCAAAAUAUGACGUCACGAUUAUCACUACGCGCCGGUGAUUAAAAAAUCACGGCAUAUGUCCAGAAUCCCCACCUCCCGAAUAGAUUUUCUAAUCCUGCAAAAACUACUGAAUAUUUACACUUUAUACUUGGCAGAGACAUAAAGUAUAGUUUCUUUUUACGAUUUAAAUAGGUUUCGAUCGCGCGACUUCUAUAUAAGUAGGGUAAUUGCAACUUUCAUUGCGAGAAUUUUGAAGACCCCUUGAAACAAUCGAAUAAAAACCACUAGUUCGGUUCUAGUUCGGCAGUUUGAACUGUUGUUUUCAACUUGAACAUGUAUUUCACGGUGUAAUUUUAUAAGUUAUGACGCGAGUGGUCUAUGUCCCUUCAUAUAAGUGUGUCUGGGUCUCUACUAGACAUGUUCGCUGGACAUUUAGUUGAAGUGAGUUGUCCUUAUCGGGGCUGACUCGAUUUGGAAUCAGCUGAAUGGCGAUUUUCCUUCUGACAUUCGAUGAGUUUAGUGAGCUAUGCAACCGACUUGUUCUUGGUAAAUCGCCUUACCAACGAGAUAAAAGAAAGUCUGUGCCAUAUAGGUACUGCACAUACCUUAAAACUGCAUAACACGCGCGAUUAUUUGUAUUUAAUCGGCUACCUGGCUACCGUCUCCUGAUGUCUAUUCUAGAGUGAGCAACUACAUGUACUUCAUUCCACAGGAAUGUUGGGCAAUGAUACCGGUCACUGAGUACAGUGACCCAAAAGGCAAAUUAUAACAUACCGAUUACUAGUAGUACCCGGUUACCAUCGAAAAUAAAAAUUCUAUUGGUAAAUGUAACUAAA